AUGGCCGAGACUAAUAUACUUUCGGUGUUGCCUGUCUCUCCACACGUUAGUCUGAACCCCCAAACUCGAAAAUCAAGUCAUGCACAAUCCCAUCGACCCAGAUUCAGGGAUGCGCCGAUAGCAUCUGAGGGCAACGGUGUUAUCAAGAAAAAACAGUCCAAGAGUCGCGAUGGCUGUGUCACCUGCAAGACAAAGCGUCUCAAAUGCGACGAGGCAAAGCCCUCCUGCAAGCAGUGCAAAAGGCGAAACGUAUCUUGUGAAGGAUACAAGAGGGACUUCAAAUGGCGGCCUUUCGAAGAGCCCAGCUGUAUAGGGAAACGACGGAACAAGGCGAGAAAAGAUUCAAGCUCUUCUACUGCGCUCUCUACACAGCCUUGCAGCAGCUACAAAGAAACCCUCUGUGAUCGAUAUCACGGUUACGCCGACACCAAUACAAAUGUACAUUACACACCACCAUAUUCAGCAACCUUCGACCCAUAUGAUCAGCUAUCUGCCACUACCAUUUCUCAUGCUCCAGUUGCGCCCGUCGGUGGUAUGUACACUACACCAACCCUGUCUCCAUACCUUGUUACGUCACAAUCGAUCUCACCCGUUGAUGCUGUUACGCCAUUUUUCCAGGAAUCACGCAGCUUAUACGAAGAUGAUUCCAUGCCCACAGAACAGAGCGAAGCUACUGCACCAUCUAGUGUAACCGUUGGGUAUUCACCCCGGCUUCUCGACCUUCCGUCGACUGGAACAUAUCAGUGUGCACCUCUCGAGGAGCAUCUUUCGUAUCGCAAUUGGGUUGAAGCCAUCUACCAGCCCACCGACUGUGCGCCUUUACACGAACCAGGGGAGAACGACAACAAAAAAGUACCGCGGAAUUCGUACUACAUUCAGGGGUCUUGGUUGUUGCGGUACCUGUCCCCGACAGCAUUGGGCAGAGCCAGCUUUUUUACAGGAUUUCAGGAUCAUAGCACACUUGCACAACCACAGCAAGCGAUCACAUCGGCCGACACGAUCUCAAAAAGCUUUCAUUACAACAGAUGCGGGGUAUCGUCUGUGGAAGAUGGACUCCCCGAGAAUCCCUGGCGAGCUCUCAUCUGGCCACUUGCACGCGAGUGUUCCGCGUUGUACCAUGCUAUUGCUUUCAUGACGUAUUUCCAUCAAUCUUCUCAGUCUUCACACGUGCGAACACAGGGUAUCAACCACUUGCGCACUGCCAUUAAGGCACUCAAAGAAGGAACACACGGUAUGCGCCUCGAUGCUGCCGUAGCGACAAAAUUGGUCUUAGCUUUCGCUGAAUCAUGGGAUGUACAUAUCAGUACAGGGACAGACCAUAUCAGAGACGCCAGAGUAUCGCUUGACCAGGCGCUGAUGCAACAUCGUCACGUACCAAAGCAAGGUAAAGAGUGGACACGCUUGAAGUUUCUCUGCGACACUUGGAUUUACAUGGAUGUUGUCGCUCGCUUGACAUUGGCGGAUGAUGAUGGCGAGUCCGAUGAUGUCGAUAACAUCUACGACGGCAUACAUCCGGCAGACCACACAGAAUUGUCUCUUGAUCCCUUUAUGGGCCUUGCGCAUUCGCUAUUUCUCAUAAUUGGCCGAGUUGCGACCUUCAUCCGAAAAGUACGGAGGACAAAUGGGAGGUCCUCCAAUUUGAUUGCGCAAGCGAUGGAUCUAAAAUCUCAGCUGGAGGACUGGACUCCGCCGCCCUAUAUCGAGACAUCCGAAAACGAAAGAACGAACCCGAAGGAUUCAAUUAGGGCUGCCACGGCCUACCAGUAUGCAACAUUACUGUAUCUCCAUCAGUCCGUCCCUAGCAUCCCGUCACCAUCAGCGCUUGUCCUUGCUAAAAGAGCUUUGUGUGAGCUUGCCGCAGUCGAGCCAAGCUCUCGUUCGUGCAUAAUACAUGUCUAUCCUCUCAUGAUGGCAGGCUGCGAAAUGAUCGAAGAAGAGGACCGAGCUUGGGUGGUACAACGUUGGAAGCUUCUGUCAUCCAGAACGAAGCUCGGAAUUGUGGAAAAACUAUACACAGUAACCAAGGAACUAUGGGCACGACGAGAUGCAUACGCAGAGCGAGACAACAUCUUGGAAGCGAAGCGUAAAUAUGCCGCCUCUCUGAGUAGACCACUCGAGCCUGAUCUCAACCCGUUCAUUGGGCACAAGGGCGAGGACAAAAAUGUGUGCUGGUUUGGAUCGAUAUCCAAAAGGAGAGCAUCCAAUUCGUUGCUAUCGUCUUCGACGCCAGUUGCCUAUCCAUUCGAGCAGCAUACUAAGGAACACGUCUCGACGCUUAGCGAAGAAACUGAAAUACUCGACCCAGAAUACACGGUUGAGGGGCACUUGCAUUGGUCGGGUGUCAUGCAGGACUGGAACUGGGAAGGCAGGAAUCUCAAGAUUUGA
Messenger RNA from Ascochyta rabiei, 2385 nucleotides. RefSeq lists its product as uncharacterized. The transcript has 3 exons. Bases 1 to 2385 code for a protein of 794 amino acids. The record is from RefSeq and is a predicted model, not a curated record. Gene Ontology annotation, biological process: positive regulation of transcription by RNA polymerase II. Gene Ontology annotation, cellular component: nucleus. Lineage: Eukaryota; Fungi; Ascomycota; Dothideomycetes; Pleosporales; Didymellaceae. Gene Ontology annotation, molecular function: zinc ion binding; transcription cis-regulatory region binding; DNA-binding transcription factor activity, RNA polymerase II-specific.